GACACGGCCGGCUAUGAUGCGCUUUUUCGCUUCUGCAUAGCCCCAAGUCACUUACUUACCCACCACGCAGCAUCGCCGUUCUGCAAUGGUCGCAUCGCCUGCCACGCAUCCACACACGACGAGCCGCUGCGCCUGUGAUCGACACUGUAGAAACACAAGGUAGGCCGAGGCAGCGCAUGCAGCCAGGCCAUGUCCUUCCGCCGAGCAAGCAGAAACUUUGUCAACCUGGGCAGGCUGUACAGCAUCCCGCCAUGGGGCACUGUGCCGCCAUACGGCCUGGCCCGGCCACCCACCAACAACUCUGUCAACCUGGGCAAUCUCUACGCGCGCAGCCAGCCCAAGUAUCCUCCGGGCUGGGCCUACUUUGACGAUGGCUCCGUCUUCAUCCUGCCCUUUGGGUGGUGCCCCCAUGAUGCUUUGGAGGCGCGCAUGAAGAUUGCCGCGCACUUUGUCGCUGACCCUACGCCCAAGAUGCAGCAGAUGCGGGCCGCGAAGCCACUCAUGAAGCGCCUCAUCAUCAUCAACAAGGACGGCAGCAACUCAGGCCAAAACCCGCUUCGCAUCCUCGCCCGCAAUGUCCAAGACGGACAGCGAGUGUCCGUGGUAGAUCCGCCCUUUGAGAGCGUUGAAUUAGCCCUUGGCCCCUCCGGAAGCCGCCCAGUGUCCACUCGCUUCAGCGACGCUCCCCAGUUGAAGUACCAGCAUCGCGUGCAGAUCGCCGAAGCAUUGCAGACUUUUCGCGGCACGCUUAUCGACGGCACUCUACAGCCCAAUGUGCGCCUGGGAAACGGCCUGCGCCUGUCACCCAAUCCUGAGAUACGAAAACCUCAAGGGGCAGAGAAGAGGCGCGCGCGCGACCGCGAGGCCAACGAACUCCGCGGAAGCACGCACCCGCCUUCAAAAGCCCCUGCGAAGCGCCUGCAUCAGUCAGACGUGCCGAUUCCAAGAGAGCAUACACAAUCUGCGCCCCUAGACAAAUAUACGCCGCCUCCGCCAAAGCAUUCGCCACACGACAAUAUUGAGCAUCGAGAUGCCCAGAUAGCCCAGAGAGAACGGGAGCUUAUACAAAUGCAGCAACAGCUAUCGGCCCAGACUGUGCUUGUACAAAACAGUGCAUUGCACCGGGAACAAGUUGAGCGCGAAUACGCACAACUGGUACACGAACCGACCGGCAUGCCCGCCGGUUCUGUAUCCGAUGCAAGGAUUCGAGAAGCCAGGGCGCGAGAGCGGUCACGUGAAACAAAGGCGGUGCUUUUACGGUACAUUAAACAAAAGGUGGAGCUGUCAGAGUUCAAGACCAAGGUUUCGAUUCUAGAACAACAGCUCGCAGAACAAAAGCUCGCACAGGCUACUGCACACACUCCGCCUCAUCAUAGGUUUCGCCAGCCCGAGACAGAGGUUCAGGGACACGAUGAGAAUAUCCAUGACGAGACUGGAGCACAUCAUGAUGGCUCGAGUGCUGAACAGCUUCGUGACUACAGUCUUGAUAACAUGCCGCCGCCACAGGCCCUGAAGAAUCUGAGAUCCCGCAUCCAAUUACCUACGAGGGAAACAAUGCGCUCAAACGGAGAACCCAAGCAACAAUAAUAAUUAUUUGUUGGUUCCAACGUUUCAUGCGCAUCACGAAUAGACAAUCAUCUCCACGCCUUCCGUGCGUUCGCAAGCACGCUCUACAGGUGCCGUUACAUCCAGUUUGUGGAGCCUGUUCUGAAAAGCAAGCCAACCCAUCCACGCCCAACCAUCCCCAUCCAAAUUUGCGGGCUUUUCGUUGGAAACGAUUCGCAGAAGCUGUUACAUGCUUCAACGCCAGCCAACAAACUGUAAUAUUACUGUACCAUAUCACAACUCACACACGAUACCUUUGCAUACGUAGUAACAAU
Exserohilum turcica Et28A is the source of this 1880-nucleotide messenger RNA. RefSeq lists its product as uncharacterized. The record is from RefSeq and is a predicted model, not a curated record. The transcript is spliced from 2 exons. Lineage: Eukaryota; Fungi; Ascomycota; Dothideomycetes; Pleosporales; Pleosporaceae. Bases 190 to 1587 code for a protein of 465 amino acids.